Molecule: messenger RNA, 851 nt
Organism: Tyto alba (common barn owl)
Lineage: Eukaryota; Metazoa; Chordata; Aves; Strigiformes; Tytonidae
Product: cell cycle regulator of non-homologous end joining
Exons: 3
Coding region: 75-563 (162 amino acids)
Biological process (GO): negative regulation of double-strand break repair via nonhomologous end joining; double-strand break repair via nonhomologous end joining
Cellular component (GO): cytoplasm; nucleus
Source: RefSeq, a predicted model, not a curated record
ACGGGUCCCAGCGACAGAGGGGACGGGAUUUCGAACAGCAACGGGAAGGCUGUACCGUCUCUUCCCGCGACCCCAUGCCCUGCUCCAGCAGGCCGCUCUCUCUGGCGACAGGAGAGGAGCCGCCUCUGCUCGGACAACGGCCUGCCGAGCUCCGCAGGACAUUCACGACAGGGCCCGGGCCGGCAGAGCACCGCAGGGCAGGGCAGAGCCGAGCAUCCGCCCCCUCCCGUCCCCCUGGGGCACCCGUCCGGGCGGCGGAGGCGGUGGUGUACUGCAUGAACGAGGCGGAGCUGGUGGACGUGGCCCUGGCGGUCCUGGCCGAGAAUCUACAGUGCGAGGAAGGUGAGGAGAAGGCCCCGUCGCCGAGUGAAGAGGAGCGGGAGCACCAGGCAACGCCAGCCAAGGCUCCUGGAAGCACAGCCAGUGCGGGGGAAGCCGGCGACCGCGGUCCGGCUCUCCCGUCGCCUCCUGAUACCGGUGCCGGUGCCUAUGCAGAGAGAACGGGCCGGGAGGACACUGAGGAAGAUGCUCUGAAAUACGUCAGGGAGAUCUUUUUCAGCUAACGUUCCCCUCCUCGGAGGCUCCCUGGAGCAAAGGGAACAGUGGAGGGGAAGGUGUCCCCUCCCACAGCCCUCAGGAUGGUGAGAAGAGGGCCUGGAGUGGGCUGUGUAUCUGCCGUGUUGGUGGCCUGUGAAGCUGGUGGGAGGCCCGUGAAGGCUAUGGGGGAAAAGGGGGCACUCACUUCUCCCAGUGUGUGCUGGGUUCACUGGGGUUUGGCUCCAGAUUAGAUUAUGUUCAUUUCUGUUUGGCAUCUCAGAGCAUGGACAGAUUAAAGAGGACGUUUGGGUUUC